CGGGCCCUCUUCGUCGGCCACCAUGGGGUCCGAAAUUCCCACUGGGGAAGUGCCCGGUGACGAGGGCUCGGCCCCUGAGGAAGGAGCUUCCUGCUCAGGUGAGCCCGGGACGGCGGGAGCCGCUCCCGACCGCCGAGGCGGCCCCUGGCGAGGUGUGGGGAGCCAGAGGGAAGCUGGAGACCGGGGUGGCUCCCAAAACCUGCCCUAUCCCGGGGGAAAACUGCAGCUCCCUCAUGAAAACGGCCCCCAGGUUCCCGCUGACAUGCGUGUAAAAACCACCGAGGAAAGCACUGUCGGGUCGUAGAACGACAGCGGCUGUUGACGCCUGUAAUCGUCUGUCAGAAGUUAUAGUUUGAAGGCAUAAAGUUGUGUUCUCAAAGGGGAACCAGCAGCAGGAACAAAUACGAAGGAAUGCGAGGAAAAUUUCUCUUUCCACAGCGCCAGGUAUGAGGAAGAAUAGUUAGUUCCCGGUCUGUAUGGCGGUGUGCCAUUCAAAGGGGAAUACGAUGAGGCCAUCAUACCCGACAGAAAAGAAGACACUUAUGAGUGGGCAAAAAUGCAAUAGACAAUGAGCCGAAGAGCAAACUUCAUUUAGCUUAAUUAUUUUGUGAGUCUUGUAUAAACCAUAUAACAGAAGGGAAGAGACGCCCACCAGCCAUGCGGCCACAAGCCGAGCGCUGUGGUGGCCCGGUGUCACCGGGGUCUGGUGGCCGCUGUCCAGCUGUGAUCCAGCAGGGAGGAGCGGCCAGCCCAGCGCGACCUGCUCUGCCCCGGGGCUGCGCCCGCAGUGCCAGCGCGGCUGCGAACAGCGCUGCGCGCCCGCCCCAGCUCGCCCCCGUGCGAGGCUGGAGCGACGCUCUGACAAGAUGUGCGGUGCAAAAAGUAAAUCAUUAGCGUUUACUGGAGUGCUUCUCAGCUGCCUAGAAAUGAUAUUUUCAGCAAACACAGCUCCAGAUAUACCUGUUAUUGACCAAGCUUAUUCAAAACUUAGCAACAGCAUCACAGUGGAAUGGAGAGCGGUACCUGGGGCUACUAAUUACAUGCUGACUGCACAAGAUGGAGAUUCCUUUGUUGAAACUAUAGUAAAAAAUUCUCCAGGCACAGUGACGGGACUGAAGCCUGCCACUUCGUACCGAAUCACUGUGAGAUCUAUAAAUUCAGGAGGAAAAAGCCAGCCUUCACCUUUCAGAAAAGUAAAAACAGUCCUCGCUGCUCCGAUUCUGUCUGUUCGUUCUCCGAGUUGUGGCUCCAUUGCAGUGAGCUGGAAAGCUGUGCAUAUGGCAGCUGGAUUCUCUGUGUCACUUGUGAGAUCAGAUGGUUUGGGCAGAAUGCUGAAGCAGAACACCACCAAUACCUCCUUGAUGUUUACAAAUCUAGAUCCAGGAACUCUCUAUACUAUCAAGGCUUAUGCCUGGAAUGCCAAUGGGAUGCCUGGAGAUGAUUUCACAUAUAACCAAAGAACAAGUCCUCAUGCACCAGUGGAUGUUAAAGUAGCUUUCAAUAGUGGUGCUUUAAGAGCUGCUGUCUCUUGGAUGCCAACAGAAGGAGCUCUAACUUACAGUGUCACAGUCUCCAGUGGACUCCUGAAACUGAGGUGUAACACAUCUUCUGCCUCCUGCAUGGUGCCAUCCCUCCAGUGCAGCUCUGAAUAUUAUGUGUCUGUCACAGCAUACAAUGAUGCUGGAUCCAGUGAACCUACUGAUGCAGUAAGCAUAAAAACGAUUCCUUGUGCACCAGUAAACAUAUCAAUUGAGGAGGAUGAAUCUGGUCACUUGCUGGUAUCAUGGUCUAGCGUCAGUUUGGGUCAUUAUUAUGUGGUUUUUGUGAAGAGUGAUGAUGGCUUGGAAGUGCACUGCAACACAUCACAUACUCAAUGCCAUUUCCAGUCGGACUGUGGUUUCACUUAUUUCAUUAGUGUCUUUGCAUAUAACAAGGCAGGACAGAGCCCUUUAGGUGACAUUCUCAAUUACACUACUGCUCCUUGUUGCCCAAGUGACUUCAGAGCCGUGUUCAUAUCAAGCGACACGGUGCGGGUCACCUGGGCUCCUGUGCGAGGCGCUGACCUGUACGAGACCCGAGCAGCUGGCGGCAGCGGAGUGGUGCUCUGCAGGGACACGGCCGCGGCCUGCACCCUGUCGGCUCUGCAGUGCAGCUCCCCCUACAACAUCACCGUGUACUGCUUCAGCGAGGCCCGGGGCAGCAGCGCCUCGUGUGCGCCUCAGUACCUGGCGACAGCUCCCUGCAGUCCUGAAAUUACAAAUAUCUCAAAGGAGGGUCCAUCUGUAGUCAGUGUGCAGUGGCAACCUAACAAUGAAGACGCUAUGUACAUUGUCACUGCCAGAGGAGAGGCUGGACUUUGGCAUUGCACAAGCACCAGGAAUUCCUGUACCCUAAUGGAUCUUCCCUGUGGAUCUGCUUUCUCUGUAAGUGCUAUAGCAAGAUCACCAGCAGGACAGAGCUUACCAAGCUACAGUAUCCCUUUAGAGACAGCUCCUUGUUGCCCUAAUGACCUGACACUAACUCAAGUGACACAGUCGGUAACCAAUAUCAGCUGGUCUGUUGCGAGGGGUGCACAGACAUAUGUAACAACACUGGAGUCUCCAAAAGGACAGGCAAAGUGUCACACACUUCAGACCUACUGUCUCCUGGGAUGUAUCACAUGUGGCACCAACUAUACAGUGUCUCUGAGAGCAGUCAGUGAGACGGGUUUGACAUCCAGCUGCACCUUUCAGGGAUAUUCUUCCAGUGCUUGCUGCCCUUCUGGGGUGAAGCUCUAUAGACUCAGCAACACUGGCAUCAGGGUGUUCUGGCGAGCUUCUGAUGAAACAAUAAACUACAACGCUGAUUUAUGUGGCUCAAAGGGAAAUUUCAGCUGUACCCCCAGCUCGGGUCUGAGUCACUGCGAUAUCACCAAGAUACCUUGUGGGGAUGUCUACACUGUGCUGGUAGCUCCAGUGACCAACAAGGGGCCAAAGCUCACAUUUUGUCCUAAGAAAAUAUAUUCAGUCACCUGUUCUGGAAGCUCUGUUGGAAUGGUUAUUUAUAGAGGAAAGAGCAAUGCAAAACACAUCUAGAUGAAAUUCUGGUUCAGCUAAGGAGUCUUUUUUCCCCUGAAGCUGGAAAGACACAUCUGUGCUUAAGUACAACAUUCACAGCUGCUUGAGGACUGGGAGCAGGAAAGCUGAACACCUAGCCAUAUCUGAGACCUAAUCCAGGCAGGACCUUCUCUCACACUCCACCGUGGUUACUUCUUCAGCCAACUUUGAAAGCAAGGUUUAAGGUCAAUGGUUCUACAAACACUUUAACAGAGUCUUUGGAAGCUCAUGUGUACAAAGGUAUCCAAAGACAACAGGGUUUCUAGCACUAUUUUCAGCUUACAAAAACAGACACUAUCCAUUCUGGAAAUUGCCUUUGUUCAGGGAACACAUUAGGUGUUAAGUGUCUCAGCCAAUGCUUCUGAUCACUUCUAUAAAACCUCAAGGGAAUCUCAUGCUUCAAUAAGUUGCUUGUACAUGGCCCAAGAAUUCUAUGCUGUUUCUUAAAACAUGAUCUGCAUUUAGUCACAAUCAAACAAGUCUUUCUUUAGGAAACAUUAUUUAAAACUGCUCUGCAUUAGUUAAUAGAAAGUCGGUUUUAUUUGUUACUUAAUAAAAAAAAUUAAACUCUUCUUUCUUGAAGGUUCUAUGUCAAUAUUUCUUCUUUGCAGACAUCAUUACCAAACACUGUCACCACAGUGUGUUUAACUGGGUUUGUCGAGAUCUAAAGCAAUUGGUUUCUCUUGGAACUAAAUUCAAGCCCUGAACUACUUUUCACCUAAGCAAUUCUGAUAAUUCUAUGCUCUAAUAGUAACUCUAAUGUACUUUAAGCCAUUCUAAACUGUUGGUUUUCUUAAUUCUCUCUGGUGUACAGCCCUUAACAUUUCAAUUACACACUACAAACAACAAUGUUGUAGUAC
Molecule: messenger RNA, 3955 nt
Organism: Pyrgilauda ruficollis (rufous-necked snowfinch)
Lineage: Eukaryota; Metazoa; Chordata; Aves; Passeriformes; Passeridae
Gene: FNDC7
Product: fibronectin type III domain containing 7
Exons: 13
Coding region: 867-3074 (735 amino acids)
Molecular function (GO): protein binding
Source: RefSeq, a predicted model, not a curated record